AUGCAGAGAAAGAACUUCACAGAAGUGACAGAAUUCGUCUUCUUGGGAUUCUCUAGCUUUGGAAAGCAUCAGAUAACCCUCUUUGUGGUUUUCCUAACUGUCUACGUUUUAACUCUGGCUGGUAACAUCAUCACUGUGACUAUCAUCCACAUUGAUCCUAUGUAUUUCUUCCUAAGCAUGCCAGCCAGUUCAGAGACGGUGUACACACUGGUCAUUGUACCACGAAUGCUUUCCAGCCUCAUUUUUCAUAACCAGCCUAUCUCCUUGGCAGGCUGUGCAACCCAAAUGUUCUUUUUUGUUAUCUUGGCCACUAAUAAUUGCUUCCUGCUUACUGCAAUGGGUUAUGACCGCUAUGUAGCCAUCUCCAGGCCCCUGAGGUACACUGUCAUCAUGAGCAAGGGACUGUGUGCCCAGCUGGUGUGUGGGUCCUUUGGCACUGGUCUGGCUAUGGCAGUUCUCCAUGUGACAGCCAUGUUCAAUUUGCCCUUCUGUGGCAUAGUAGUGGACCACUUCUUUUGUGAUAUUUACCCAGUCAUGAAACUUUCUUGCACUGAUACCACUAUCAAUGAGAUAAUCAAUUAUGGUGUAAGUUCAUUUGUGAUUUUCGUGCCCAUAGGCCUAAUAUUUAUCUCCUAUGUCCUCAUCAUCUCUUCCAUCCUUAAAAUUGCCUCAUCCGAGGGCUGGAAGAAGACCUUCGCCACCUGUGCCUCCCACCUCACUGUGGUCAUCGUCCACUAUGGCUGUGCCUCCAUUGCCUACCUCAAGCCCAAGUCAGAAAGUUCAUUAGAAAAAGACCUUCUUCUUUCCAUGACGUAAACCAUCAUCACUCCCCUUCUCAACCCUGUUGUUUACAGUCUGAGAAACAAGGAGUUCAAGGAUGCCCUAUGCAGAAUUGUGGGCAGAAAUAUUUAA
Molecule: messenger RNA, 912 nt
Organism: Cebus imitator (Panamanian white-faced capuchin)
Lineage: Eukaryota; Metazoa; Chordata; Mammalia; Primates; Cebidae
Product: olfactory receptor 10J5-like
Biological process (GO): G protein-coupled receptor signaling pathway
Cellular component (GO): membrane
Molecular function (GO): olfactory receptor activity; G protein-coupled receptor activity
Source: RefSeq, a predicted model, not a curated record